UGGGCUGAGCGGGUGGGAGAGGUACAGGGCGCUCCUCGAAAUGGCUCAGAUGCAGGACGAGCAGAGAGGGGGCGCGCCCUUGAUGGCGGAAGGCAAGUCGCAGGCGGAGGUUAAGCUCAUUCUGUACCACUGGACGCAUUCCUUCAGCUCCCAAAAGGUGCGCUUGGUAAUUGCUGAAAAGGCAUUGAAGUGCGAGGAACAUGAUGUAAGUCUGCCCCUGAGUGAGCACAAUGAGCCUUGGUUUAUGCGUUUGAACUCAACCGGAGAAGUGCCUGUCCUUAUCCACGGGGAAAACAUUAUUUGUGAGGCCACUCAGAUCAUUGAUUAUCUUGAACAGACUUUCCUGGAUGAAAAAACACCCAGGUUAAUGCCUGAUAAAGGAAGCAUGUAUUACCCACGGGUACAGCACUAUCGGGAACUGCUCGACUCCUUGCCGAUGGAUGCCUAUACCCACGGCUGCAUUUUACAUCCUGAGCUGACUGUGGACUCCAUGAUCCCAGCUUAUGCAACAACAAGGAUUCGCAGCCAAAUUGGUAACACGGAGUCUGAACUGAGGAAACUUGCUGAAGAAAACCCAGACUUACAAGAGGCCUACAUCGCAAAACAGAAGCGACUCAAAUCCAAGCUACUUGACCACGACAAUGUCAAAUAUUUGAAGAAAAUUCUUGAUGAGUUGGAGAAAGUCUUGGAUCAGGUUGAAACUGAGUUGCAAAGAAGAAAUGAAGAAACCCCAGACGAGGGCCGCCCGCCCUGGCUCUGCGGAGCGUCCUUCACCCUGGCCGACGUCUCGCUGGCCGUCACGCUGCAUCGACUGAAGUUCCUGGGGUUUGCCAGGAGGAACUGGGGAAAUGGAAAGCGACCCAACUUGGAAACCUAUUACGAGCGUGUCUUGAAGAGGAAAACGUUCAACAAGGUUUUAGGGCAUGUCAACAAUAUAUUAAUCUCCGCGGUGCUGCCCACGGCGCUCCGGGUGGCCCGGAAGAGGGCGCCCAAAGUGCUGGGCACCACCCUCGUGCUCGGCGUGCUUGCGGGCGUGGGGUAUUUUGCUUUUACGCUGUUCAGAAAGAGACUUGGAAGCAUGAUAUUAGCACUUAGACCCAGACGGCAUUAUUUCUAGGCUUGCGGGGAUCCAGUGGAGGAACUCAUCCUACCUUUAGCUCGACCUUGUCCACUCUGCCAGGCCAGGGAAGAAUGUCCCUGGGAAACUAGCAAAAACCAUAUUUUACUUUACUCUUCGAGUAGUUUAUGUGGGGAGAGGAGGCAAUGACAUUUUUUUUUUUUUUUAUGGGCUGGUAACACUGAGAUUCCUGAUUUGCAAACCUGAACUAAUCCGUCCUUCAAACACACGCCAAGGUCGAGGUAUGUCGAGGCUGAUAGGUGGAGAAUAGCCCUUGAACUCAAAAUGCCAGUUCAAGUUCCGGAUUUUGUUGUGGGGGAGGUUACUAUUAUAAGCAGAUAGUAAUAAUAACCUGAGAUUCCCUAUAGCUCUUUUAUCUGAAACUAUCUAGAUAUGCUGAAUGUUGGGUAGUUAGCAGCAUUGCUCCUGGGAUCCAGAUGUCAUCCUGUUACCCAGCAGGGGUCCAGACAGCAGCAGGGUGCAGCUGUGCUCCAUGUGGGCACUCCCAACUCAGGCGAAGUAGGAGGCAAAGGGAAGGGGGAGAGGGACCAUGCCGCCCACAGUGUGCAGGGCAGAACAGUGGAGCGCAGGCAACUUCAGGAGCCUCCGGAGCGCACGCUGCCUGUCCUCUAAGCAAACAUUACCGCGAUGACUUGUGCCCACGCCCACAUCCUCCUGGACUUGAGAACCUUGGGAAAAUAAGACUAAGGAGUUACAAGGCGGAGAGGGCUGGAGAAAACCCCAGGCUGGAUAGUUACAGCACCUCCUUUGACAUUAGUGUUAACUUUAAAUGCAUAUAAAUAACACUCCUUGAUUUAAUAAGAUGAACUGCUAGUAUACUUGGGUGUGAGAUGCCUACUAGGACACGUCUGCCUAGGACUGAUAUGAAAAUCUAAAGUGAUAUCACAAAGUUUCUUUUCAUGGUUCCCCAGUUUGAUGGUGCCUAUGUACGGUCAUGUCUAGUCACUGGGGACUUGGCCUCUGCAGCGCUCUUUAUGCACAAGUGGCAUCAGGUGACUGUCCCAGCUAAUCACUAGCAUGGCAUGUAGCUGGGUAGUGGCUUUGAUGACCUGGGAGUACUAAAUAUGGCCAUUCUGCAUUUGGGAGACAGGUGUGUUAACCCAAAAACUAUUGUCCUGGGCUUGCGUCUGUGUAUGAUCAUCAACACAGCUUCAUAAUGUUCCAGAGGAAGGGAAAGGUCUAGCUGUUGGUGGUUAAUUGAGGGAUGAUAAAAUGAAUGGCUAGAUAGUGACGUCCACCGAUAUUCAUUCAUAUACAUCUAAGCAUUUGGGGGGUACCUCAGUCCAUCUGGAAGGGAUGAUUUCAGUGUGUCCCCUGAACCACCAUAGAGCUGCAUCAUGCAGUUUGGCUCGGGGACAGUCUUUCGUGGUGAUGGGAAGACAGAGAUUUCCAGAGCUGGGCAGGAAGGCCUUGGGAGCAGGUUCGGUCUCUGGUAGAAAGUAUGUACAGAGAAUGAGGAGCUAAGAUUCCAGCGAACGUUAGCUUGCUCAGACUGCCUCAGAUGGGCUGUGCAAAACAGCCAAAGACUGGACCGACUUUUCCAUGAACAAGAAUUAGUCAUGCCUAGGAAACAAUGAUUUUUUGACGGUCAAAGUGUUCUAUAAUUCCAUUUCAUAAUCCAGUUGUUUCAGAAAAGCUUAAUGAACUGGAUGCUCUCUGUUUACAAAAAAUUAAUAACAUUUCCACUGUAAACUCAAUCCAACAAUUAUUAAUAGACUGGCAGCUUUAAUAAUGUCUUAAUUUUGCUCCUCAGUGCACUGUUGAAUAGUGAAGUUUGUUGCUGGAACAUUCUAAUUCAUGUAUCCAUAAAAGAUCCAAAAAAUGGAUUAUUCAGUAGUUCAUAGUAUUACUUUUUACCGUUAGAAGUAAGGUCUCGUACACAAAGAAACCAAAAUUGGAUUUUUAUAAAAACUUCAAAGGAUAAUUACCUAAGUAAGGGUUAUUCAUUAAGAAUAAAGAUUAGAAACCAGUGCUGGCUUUUCCUUACAUUUAUAUUAUUACUGCAUCUGAGAAAAUAUACUAGGAAGGAGUGUCUAUUAUUUUCUGGUACAGUUGCAUUGGAAAUAUGUUUGUAUCAAUAUUAAAGAUCAUGCAUCACGGUUAUUUCGCUUGUUUUAUGAUUGCCCUUGAGAUCCCACUUUUGAAAUGUUUGUUUAGGGAUGUCACAACCACUAGAUGUCACUGUUCAUCCAGGAGUCUGAGAUGGGCGUCCUUUAGGUUUAGCAAGACUCCUGAAAUGUUUCCACUGAAGACAAACAUGAAUGACCUCAGUUUCCGAAAUGAGGACACCUUCAUCAAAUCAUUCAUCUGUAGAAACGCUUGAGGCACAUGUGGUAUUGAUUUCUAAUGCUUUGGAAGGGAUAGCACUACCACACAAUGUCAAGCUAAAGAGCAGAACUUGUACUAUCUGCAAAAUUGGCACUUUUAUGUGUUUCCUUUUUCACCAUCAUUGGUGAGUGGUCAGUGGGCUCCUCAGUUUCCCAAAUAUGUGUAACUGUCACAAUUAGAAAAAUGCCCAAGGUACUAGAUUUACGUUGGCUAUUUGUGUCUUAAUGUGUAAGUACUAUUUUAUUGUGAUUGCAAUGCUAUGCCUUUGGAAUCCAACUUCCCUAGCUGCCAAUAGUUGUAAAUUGCUUGCUUGAUUUUUCAUAGUUACUGAUAUUGAGACUAGAGUUGUAGAUUUCUUGGUGUUGUGGAAUGUAAU
Molecule: messenger RNA, 3842 nt
Organism: Molossus molossus (Pallas's mastiff bat)
Lineage: Eukaryota; Metazoa; Chordata; Mammalia; Chiroptera; Molossidae
Gene: GDAP1
Product: ganglioside induced differentiation associated protein 1
Exons: 6
Coding region: 41-1117 (358 amino acids)
Biological process (GO): mitochondrial fission; mitochondrial fusion
Cellular component (GO): mitochondrial outer membrane
Source: RefSeq, a predicted model, not a curated record